AGAAUACGUUCAUAACUAGUGUUCACGUUUUGAUAUCAUUUUAUUACAGUGAUUUUCGCGAAAAAAAUUCUUAUUAAAACGUAUAUAUUUUUGAACGUAAAAUUUAUUUGAAAUAUCCAAUUGAUAAAAUAAAUUUUUAAACGAUGGUUGCCAAAACUUCUGGACCUCAAUUAGAGCAACGAAUUCAGUGUAUAAAAUUUAUUAUUUUCUGCUUGAAUGCCAUCAUAUGGUUACUUGGGAGUUCAAUGUUUGGAUUAUGCAUGUGGUUAAGGUUGGAUCCAAAUUUUCAAGAAUGGGUCAAUUUUCUCGAGAUAUAUGAAUUUUAUAUCGGCAUUUAUAUCUUACUUGCGGCUUCGAUAUUUAUCGUAAUUAUCACAUUCAUUGGCUGUGGAGUUGCUCUUAUGGAACAUAUUCUUGGUCUCUACAUUUAUGCAGGAUUGCAAUUAUUUUCCUAUAUCCUCGGCUUGGUAGGAACUUCAAUUCUUCUCGAUUAUUCAACCUACGACAGUAAAAUUCAACCUCUUAUACGACGAUCUAUGACAGCUCUCAUUAAUAAUUAUCAAGACCCAAAAGCAACGUAUAUUCUACAAUUGAUUCAAGAAAGCAUCGGUUGUUGCGGUGCCGACGGUCCGAUGGAUUAUUUAACUUUGAAAAAACCAUUGCCCACUGAAUGUAGGAAUACGGUUACUGGAAAUGCUUUCUUUUAUGGAUGCGUCGAAGAAAUUUCAUGGUUUUUGGAAGGAAGAUCGGGUUGGUUGGCUGGUUUAGCAUUGGCUCUAUGCAUGCUCCAUAUAAUAAUAACAGCCCUUACUCUAACAUUGGUCCGAGCUAUUAAAAAAGAAGAACAAUAUAUCACAUUUAAACGUUAAUUUAUGGUAAUUUAAUGGUAAUUUUCAUUUUCAUUACAUCACAUUUCAUAGUAACGUGUAUUAAUGUAAUCCAUUCAUGAAAUGAAUGGAAACCUAUAAAGGAAAAAAAAAAAAAAAUAGACUGACGAAUUGUAACAAAUUUAAAACAUUUUUUCCGAGAAAUAUGCGGAAUAGGUAUAAUAUACAAGAUAUUCCAUUUGAAAUUUUUGCAAUUAUCUAUCAAAUUUUUAAUAGUAAAACUUAUUUUGUUUCAACAUAAUUUGAUAUAAUCUAUUUUUAAAUCACAUAGAGGUACGAAGCUUAAUUUUAAUUUUAAUUUUGUUAAUUUUUUUUUUAUUUUAAAUCAUAUUUUAAUUCGAAUUUAAAUUUCACUCGAAACAUUUUUGAAAUAACGAAUAAUUACGAUAGAUAAUUGAGUCCAAAAUUUCGAACGGAUGGAAAUUAUAUAGAAUAUUUUUUUUAACGCAAUUUAUAUUUUUAUUUUUACACAUAUAGAAUGUUCCAAAAAUAUGAAGGCCAGAUAAGUGAAGAUUCUCGAGAUAAUUUCAACGAAUAAUAUUUUCCUCUGCAAAAAUUUUGCAUAUUGGCCAAUCGUGCGUCGAUUAAUUAAGUUGCUACGAUAAUAUAAGAAUAUUUGCCACGAACAAAUCCAACAAACAAUGUAUCGAGGAAAAUUGUUGAAUUAUUGAUGAAUUAUUCAAAAUGAAUAAUUACUUUUCUAACAAACGAAUGAUAAAUAAUAUUUACAAUAAUUACAAUAUAUAGAAGAUAUUCAUUCGAAUAAGGAGAAUAGGAAGAGAAAAAACGACAAGGAGAAUUGAUAAAGAAGGGAAAAACAAAGUUUUUUGCAAAGGAAAAUGUUGCUUGAAAUUACUUCAGGAAUUUUCAGUUAACCAAUGUUCCAAUCACAUUUUACACCUAAUAUAAUAAAUAUUCUAUCAACUAGUGUUUUUAAAUGAAUAUAAAAUAUAAAAAUAGAAUUUCAUAUUGUUUAAAAUGACUAUUAAUUAAUUAAAUAUAUUCUAGUUUUUGAUAAAGUAAAA
Molecule: messenger RNA, 1912 nt
Organism: Apis laboriosa (Himalayan honeybee)
Lineage: Eukaryota; Metazoa; Arthropoda; Insecta; Hymenoptera; Apidae
Gene: Tsp2A
Product: tetraspanin-2A
Exons: 5
Coding region: 144-869 (241 amino acids)
Cellular component (GO): membrane
Source: RefSeq, a predicted model, not a curated record